CGGUGUUUACUUCCUGUGUGAAAGGUUACAAAUAUUUCCCGAAGCAUAGGUCUGUUUUUUGUGAGACUGACUUCUUAUUUGAACAAAAACAGAAACAGCUGCAUCAAAUAUGUCUUCUGAUAAAUUAAUUGGGCCUGCUUUACCGCCGUUGUUUAGAAAGGAUGGAUCUGAAAGCGACGAGAGUGAAAAUGAUUUCGCUGGUCCCGCGCUGCCUCCCGGUUAUAAGCGGGGGGAGCCGUCCGGUUCUUCGGAUGAGAGUGAGCCGGAGGUGGCGUUCAAAAGAUCCAGGACUGGAGAAGCUGCAGAGGUGACCAAAGAUGAUGAUGAUGAUAAUGAUGAUGAUGGUUUCUUUGGACCAGCUUUGCCACCAGGAUUUAAAAAACAAAGUUCACCAGAAAGACCCCCUGUGCUGGGACCAGCUUUGCCCCCCGGGUUCCACAGAGCAGCAUCUGACAGCGAUGAUGGGGAAGACGGAGAGGGCUUCCCAGGGCCUGCGCUGCCCCCAGGAUACCAGGCCGAGUGUUCCAGCAGUGAAGGAGAGGACGAGGAUGUGAUUGGGCCCAUGCCCGCCAAAGGGCCCAUUCAAGACUCAGUGGCUCUCGAAUUUGAACGAAGAGCACUAAGGAUGAAAGAGAAGCUCACUGGGGAGGAGGCCCCUGAGGUGGUGUCUAGAGAAACAUGGAUGACGGAGCUCCCACCAGAACUGCAGCACAUUGGUUUAGGGGCUCGAACCUUCAAGAAGAGGUCAGGUCCAGAGAACAAUGAUCGAUCGAUUUGGACGGACACACCGGCAGACAGGGAGCGCAAGGCCCAGGAACGACUUGAAAGAAAGAAAACUGGCGAGGCAAAGAAUGAUAGAGUCCCACAGGUUUCUCGAAGGGACGUAGAAAUGGCAGAAAAAGUAUCAAAAUAUAAUGACUCCAAACGGGGUGAGUCUCUCAUGAGUUUACACUCAAAGAAGCUGAAGGAAAAAGCCAAAGAGACAGCGGACAAGCCAGUGGAGAGGAGGCCGUUUGAUAGAGACGAAGACCUGCAGGUGAAUCGCUUUGAUGAGGCCCAGAAACAGCGGCUGCUGAAGAAAUCUCAGGAACUGAACACGCGUUUCUCACACAGCAAAGAUCGAAUGUUUCUGUAGCAUUUUGUUAGAAUUGAUCAAAAUUCAUGUUGCUUUCUGGCUGUUGUAUGAGGUUGUGACCAUACUUUUGUAAAGGACAACUGACUUAAGCUAUUGUAAAAACAAAACAAAAAAAACAUGUGUGGUGAAGUUUGCAUACUUUUAAGAAGGUUUUUAGGACUGGUAAUAUGUACAAAUGUUCAGAUUUAUUUUUCCGUCUUAUAACUUGUUUGUGGAUACCAGAUACCCAUAAAGCAUAAAGGGCAUUUCUGAAAUUUUGUUUAUUUAUAUCCAUUCUGUCACACUAUUGGUGACUGUAUUUUUGUUUGAUGUUUUUAUUCUGGAUUUAUAAGAAUCCGUUCACAGUUGUGAAUGCAACAGAGUGACAAAUGGUGUUAAAUGAAAGCUGGAUCUCUGAUCUCUGCAUAAAUAAAUCUUUUUUUAAUAGUAUGUAAUAAACCCUGCCAAAUUAGCAGCAUGACAUUUAUGGAUAUUAUUUUUUGGUACAUGUAAAUAGGAGGGGCUGCAUGGUGGCAUAGUUAAUAGUAGCACUAUUGCUUACAGCAUGAAGUCUCUGGGUUCAAAUCCAGGCCUGGUAUUCUUCUGCAUGGAGCAUGUAUGUUUUCUCAUGCAUGUGUGGGUUCUCUCUGGGUAUUCCAGCUUCCUUCCACAGACUACACAUAUAACUCUUGAGUUAAUCGAUCACUCUAAAUUGCCCUGCGGUAUGAGUGUGUUUGUACUGUGUGUGUCUCUGUAUUUGCCCUGUGAUGGACUGCUAAUCUGCCUCUUCCACUAGCCCCACCACAACUUUGAAAGGAUCGGCAGGUAAAUGGAUUGAUGGAUGUAAAUAGUAAAAACAAAGAAAUUCUGAAAGAAACAAAAUCAUUUUUAAUGUGAGUUUAUUUUGAAUAGGAAAUUAAAACUACAAAAAUGGCAUUAAAAAAAACAACAAAUCACCAGAACCAGAUUAUACUAGAUUGUAACCAGAUUAUACUCCUAGUAAAAGUGACCUGUGUACAUUUUUAUAUCAGUACGUUUCAUUUGUAAAACAGCUUGGACGUUUUUCAUGUGUCUGGUUAAGCUUUUGCAAAACUUUUUUUAUAGAUUGAAUAAACUUUUAUCCCAAAACAA
Xiphophorus couchianus (Monterrey platyfish) is the source of this 2245-nucleotide messenger RNA. It is a transcript of the gene gpalpp1, whose product is annotated as GPALPP motifs containing 1. The transcript has 7 exons. NCBI's taxonomy places the organism in Eukaryota, Metazoa, Chordata, Actinopteri, Cyprinodontiformes, Poeciliidae. The record is from RefSeq and is a predicted model, not a curated record. Bases 110 to 1135 code for a protein of 341 amino acids.